Stegodyphus dumicola is the source of this 946-nucleotide messenger RNA. Its product is annotated as multiple coagulation factor deficiency protein 2 homolog. Gene Ontology annotation, molecular function: calcium ion binding. The record is from RefSeq and is a predicted model, not a curated record. NCBI's taxonomy places the organism in Eukaryota, Metazoa, Arthropoda, Arachnida, Araneae, Eresidae.
AUUAGAUGGGUAUAAAGCCACUGCACGUGAAACGUAAGUCGUUCUUUGUCGUCUGUUGGUUGUGUGCAGUGCAGCUACACCUACGUUUAAAAGCAGCUUGUGGAAGCGUGUCCAGUGUUAUCUCGUCUUUAAACUUGUUUGUGCAAAGGGAUUGUUUGAAAAUGUCUUCGUUUAUCGCUGUAGUUGUUUCUGCCUUCGCCAUUUUUCUCAUUGCAAGCACCGAAAACGAUGGAUCCUCUUCUAUGCUGAGAGAUAAAUCCCAUGUGCAAGAUAAAGACCACCUCGGCAGUCACCUGCAAGGUAUUGCGGACUUGGACAGCAUGACUGAUAAUGAAUUACAAUUUCACUAUUUCAAAGCCCACGACUUGGAAGGCAACAACAAACUGGAUGGCUGUGAGCUGGUCAAAGCAUUGCUGCACUUCCACGCAGAAGAAAGCCACUCGGUGGGCCACAGACCUACGAAGAUCUUUACCGAUGCCGAGUUGGAGUUUAUGAUCGACCCAAUCUUGAAGAUGGAUGACAAGAACUUGGAUGGCUUUAUUGACUACUCGGAAUUCGUAGCAGCUCAAAAGAGUAGAGGUUUUUAACCGACUGCUGAUCGCUUUGACGUGAGUUACUUCAAGUUUUCCGAAUAUUUAUUUCAGCUUUUACCAGUGAACGCAGCUUUAAAAUUGAAUUUUAGAGCGUGAUAGCGAGUUUUAUUGCGAGGAACUUUAUUGUUAUCACGAAUCUAAUGGAUGAUUAUAUUUGUUAUAUGGACCUGUGACUGAACUAGUUUUAAAACUGGAUUUUAAAGACUAGACUUGAUGCUAUGCAUGUUUAUGUUGCAAAAUUUUAAGCUUUAACAUUGACUGUGUAAUAUUGUAAAAUUUUAAUUUAUUGAAUGUCGAAUAGGUUUCUCUCUUUAAUGUUGUGGAAAAAUAAAAUCAUUUGAGGUUUCUCUCUA